AUGAAAGUGAAAAGAAGGAUAUUGAGAAUGCAAUCAUAAAUUUUCAAUCCAAUUUUUUGUAAAUAAAAAUUGAUGAAAAUUGCAAUCAAGUAAUUAUCAACUACAAAUCUUAGGAGGCAAUUAGUGGACUUUAGAUCAACGAAAAAGUUGCAGUAUUUUUAUUUAUGUUUUCGACUUCUAGCAUGUCCUAAAUUUCUUUUAGUGAUAGAUACGAAAAAAGCUGUAAUUCUGAGAAAAACCUCUUUUUGA
This is a messenger RNA of Paramecium sonneborni, 249 nucleotides long. The record is from the annotation of a GenBank genome assembly. Lineage: Eukaryota; Ciliophora; Oligohymenophorea; Peniculida; Parameciidae.